This is a messenger RNA of Schizophyllum commune H4-8, 572 nucleotides long. RefSeq lists its product as uncharacterized. The transcript has 6 exons. The coding region runs from base 1 to 456 and encodes 151 amino acids. The record is from RefSeq and is a predicted model, not a curated record. Lineage: Eukaryota; Fungi; Basidiomycota; Agaricomycetes; Agaricales; Schizophyllaceae.
AUGGACGACUCCAUUUCUGACGAAAAAUGGGACGGCUCAGUCGAUGAGCUAUACGAUCUUGCCGACGGUUCCUUCAGCAAGAAAGGAUGGAACCUAAAUCUCUACCUUCGUAGCGCAUUGUCGUUCAUCGACCACCUCAACAUGCAUCACACUAUCGAGGAGCGUUUCUGGUUUCCUUACCUCGCCAAGCGCAUGCCGCAGUUCUCCCAUAAGGACCGGGGCGAGCAUGUCGUCUCUCACGAGGGAAUACACAAAGGACUUGAGGACCUCAGUACCCUUGUUCGUACAUACAGGACGGACAACACUUCUUAUUCGCCAGAGGAGAUGCGCGCUUGCUUGGAUAGCUUCAAGGAUGUGCUCUUCAAGCACCUAGAUCAGGAGGUCGAGGACCUCAAAGGGGCGAAUCUGAAGAAGUAUUGGAAGUACGAAGAGUUGCGACCGCUGAGGGCUUACUAAGUAGUGUGCACUCAGGCUGUAUAUCACUAUCCGGCCCUGCCAGAUAGUAAACCUUUGCAACGAUCGACGAUACCUUGCAUUGAGGGAGGCUGACGUCUUCCUGCAUCCUAGUCGAG